CGGGGCGCGCACGAGCAGCGAGGAAAAGCUCCGAAUAUGCAAACCGACAACCAUCAAAUGACACCAACCACGUGCCGUGAUAUUUAGCUCGUCCGGAUCUGAAACUGAGUUUUGUCCAGGUUUUGUCGCGCAUCGGAGCGACUUGUUAGCACGCUCUACUAGCAGCCCCGUUUGUGUUCGCACCCUGCAGUCAGCGGCCGGCCGGGGACGCACUUUGUAAAAUGAGGUUGGGAAGCAUCAUUUUAACCGUCGCCCUCUGCUCUUUUAGCGCUUAUUACAUUUACGAGCCCAUUCCCGAGGAGAUAGAGGAGAGAUGGAAACUCAUGCUGACCAACUCUUUCUUCAGAAGUCUCAGCCACCUGGCAGAUCUUAGUGAAUUACUUGGACUAAAGGACUACAUGGGAGUAAUGUACUUCAUUACUCUGGCAGAAAAAGUAGUACCUGUGUCUGACGAGCAUGUCAAGGUGACAGAAGAAAAGUUCGAUGGAGUAGAAGUGUUACUGUACCAGCCAAAGCACCGGAGUGGUGACGCUGAGCUCAGGAGAGCCGUCAUAUACCUCCAUGGUGGAGGCUGGUGUCUGGGGAGUUCCCGGAUGAGUCCAUAUGAUCUUCUGGCCAGAAACACUGUCACUGAGCUUGGUGCAGUGGUUCUCUCUGUAGAGUACCGCCUUGCGCCUGCUCACCACUUCCCCGUCCCUUAUGAGGACGUUUACCGUGUGGUCAAACACUUCCUCCAGAAGGGGGUGCUGGCCCAGUACUCUGUGGACCCAGGACGCAUUGCUGUGGCUGGGGAUAGUGCUGGGGGGAACCUGGCAGCUGCAGUCUCCCAGCAGUUACAAAAAGAACCUGGACAGAUUCAGUUUAAGGCCCAAGCACUCAUCUACCCCGUGCUGCAGGCUCUGGACCUUAACACACCAUCCUAUCAGCAGAAUCAGGACAUGCCCAUUCUGCCGCGCACUCUUAUGGUGCGUUUCUGGAGUGAGUACUUCACUAGCAACAAGGCCCUCUUCAGAGCCAUGAUGGCCAACACACACAACAACCCUGAGUCUUCCAGCCUGCUGAAGUUUGUCAACUGGAGCGCAUUCCUGCCAGAGACAUAUCAUAGGAAAUACAACUAUAGUGCUCCUGCUGUGCUGCAGGGAGUUGGAGGUGAGGCAGUUGGAAUGGAUGGACCAUCUCGAUCUUUUGCUGACCCGAGGGCAUCACCCCUGCUGGUUCCAGACACGGCCUUACGCUCUCUGCCCAAGGCCUACAUUCUGACAUGUGAGUAUGAUGUUCUCCGAGAUGAUGGGAUCAUGUAUGUCACACGGCUCCGUGCUGCUGGCGUUGAGGUGACGCAUGAACACUAUGACAGCGGAUUUCACGGAGCGAUGAUGUUCACUAUGUGGCCAACUGACUUCCUGAUUGCACAUCGCAUGGGAGACAACUAUAUAAAAUGGCUCAAGGAAAAUUUGUAAAAACUGUUGACUACCAGUAGUUAUUCCAGAUUUUUCCACACCAUGCAUCACUGUUUGGUUGGGUGUAAGUUUUUCCCAUCAGAUGUUUAACUUUUUGUAGUGUGUUUCUUUUUCUUUGAUCAUGUUUUUUUUUUGUGUAAAUACAUUGAGGAAAAAUAUGAUUUAAUCUCUUUUUCCACUCAUGCAUUUUACCACAUUAGAUACAAGUAGGAAAGGGGAUUUUGAAAGAAUAGUUGAUAUAUUGAAUAUUGAAUGUUGAAUAUUUUUUUUCCAUGUAAAUUGGUUUGAGUACAAAACAACAACACACAUAACACCAUUACACAAUACAUUAGUAACAUUGUGUUUAGUUCAGCCAGCACAGUACUUGAGUAAAAAUCAAACUGUGGACUAUUACAAAAGUUGGAAGGUUGAUUGUUUUUUAGCUCGGUUGCUGGCCUGGUAUGAUGCUCUGUAUUAUCGCUUCCCACCACAGGACUUGCUUAUUGGUCUUAUGUCCAUUGCAUCAAUAUCAGUACUAUUAGUAGGUAAAGCAUAGCACUGAAAAAUGAACCACUGAACCAUCCCAUUAGGGGUUUAAAGAAUCCAGUGUAAGUCUUGGCAAAGCAGGAAAGGAUUUUCACAACGGUCCUGUUGGCCAAAGUUAACAUUUAUGAGUGAGUGCAGCUCAUACUGAAACCUAAGAUUGUUUUGCUGUUUUCGCAAAACCAGAACUUUUGUGUAAUGGUUUUUGACCCAACGUCAAAGAAUGUUUAAUAGUAUUCUGUUGAAUAUGGCAGCAGGUUUUACACAAGGGAACGACUUUAGCUUUGUAUCCCAUACAAAUGUGACACACACUAAAAGUAUAUCAUUUAGACAGGUGAAUGAAUGGCAUCUUCCUCACAUUAAAAAAAUGAUCUUUUUAUUAUCUAAGAGCAUCUACCCCUUUUUUUUUUUUUGCUCUCCGCAGAAACAUGUCAGUCUUUGUUGCUUGUAAAAGGUCCACGUCUGAGCUACAAGCAAUGGAGUUGAUAGUCCACAUUCCACACAGGAUACUGGUAUUUACACUGUUCACUAAAGACCAGGCUGCAACAAACAAACAUGCUUCACAUGCAUUUUGUGGUUCUUCACAGCUGAGUGUGAUGUAGCACCAUGUUAAAGAGAGGGAUUCUUUUUACGAGGGAAUUUUUGGAAACAUUUUUUGAAGUCUCAGAUUUCCUACGGUGCGAUUUAUUGGGGUAUGUAUGUGGGUGUGUCAUUACCCCCUUUCUUUUUUCGAGCAUCAUUUUAUUAUAGUGUGUUAAUGUGAGGAAACAGCUUUAUAUGUGGCAACCCAAAAAGUGCUCUCAUUUGGGAACAAAAAUAAUGGUCACUGUAUCAUAAAUUUGACUUUUAUCAUGUUAACAAUAACAAGCGAGUAUUGCUUCCAUUAGAUACCUGCCUUUGUGAAAAAGAUGUGCAGUAGGCAAUGACAUAAAGGUCGGUGCUGUUAGAAGAAGUUGCCAGUGCAAGACCAAGUGCCAGUUUAAUAGGAAAAUUAUUAGUAUGGAAAAUUGCGUAGGCACGUGAAUAUAUGGCUGGCACUGUAUGGCUGUAUACAUAUCUCUUGUUUGUGUAUUUAAGGCUCUGUCUGUAUCUCAGUGAACCUUUAGUCCCUGACUUCUGAUGUUGCAUUUUUUCCUCAGAGGCCCAACUAUCAUGUGAUGUGGCUUCAAACCAUUGACUUGUCACUACUGUGUAUCUCCUUUGUUUUUGUCAGAAGGGGACAUCUGGGCCCUUUGACCUUUCAGCACACGGGACAGCUAUCUAAAAGAAAUCAUAAUCAUCUGAUCAACACUGCUCUGGAAGCUUUACUGUUCAAAAAGAGCUACAGUUAAUUUCCCUUCUUUUAAGCAUCUAUGUGUUUGAAUGUUUUUGUUUUUUUCUUUUGCUGGUUUUCCAUUAUUACAAAGACAGCAUGCUGUCACAUUAAGGUAAACUUUUUAAACAAGCUUUACAGAGAACCCUGGUUCUUCUGUUUAAACACUUCUACAUUCUUCAUUGUAAAUGUGACUAUUUCUAUUUAUGGCUAGGUUUUCUUCUUUGAGAACAUGUGAUUUGCAUCAUUUUUAAUUUUAAUAUUAUCUGACAAUAAAAUGACUUGAUUGUUCACUA
Molecule: messenger RNA, 3587 nt
Organism: Stegastes partitus (bicolor damselfish)
Lineage: Eukaryota; Metazoa; Chordata; Actinopteri; Pomacentridae
Product: arylacetamide deacetylase-like
Exons: 5
Coding region: 222-1457 (411 amino acids)
Cellular component (GO): membrane
Molecular function (GO): carboxylic ester hydrolase activity
Source: RefSeq, a predicted model, not a curated record